ACUCCUUCUAUUCCUGUAGCCUUCUUCCGACCGUCUCUCCAAAGUCUGUGUUGCUAUCGCUACCUCGCUCCUUUUGGCCUCUAAUUUGCUAGGUGGCGAACAGCCUUCGACUUUCCACGAUGGCUUCCUCUUCGUCAAAUGUCGUCGGUGUCCAUUACCGUGUAGGAAAGAAAAUUGGUGAAGGGUCUUUUGGUGUCAUCUUUGAGGGCACCAACCUAUUGAAUAACCAACAAGUCGCUAUCAAAUUUGAACCGCGGAAGAGUGACGCACCACAACUACGAGAUGAAUAUCGUACUUACAAGAUACUUGUCGGCUGCCCCGGUAUCCCUAAUGUCUAUUAUUUUGGUCAAGAGGGCCUCCAUAAUAUUCUAGUCAUAGAUUUACUUGGUCCCUCGUUGGAAGAUCUAUUCGACCACUGCAACCGAAGGUUUUCAAUUAAGACGGUUGUGAUGGUAGCGAAGCAAAUGCUUUCUCGUGUGCAAACUAUCCACGAAAAGAACCUCAUAUACCGAGAUAUCAAACCCGACAACUUCCUUAUUGGUCGUCCCGGAACUAAAGCCGCCAACGUUAUUCACGUUGUCGACUUCGGUAUGGCCAAGCAAUACCGGGACCCCAAAACGAAACAGCAUAUCCCCUACCGAGAGCGAAAAUCCUUAUCCGGUACUGCCCGUUAUAUGAGUAUCAACACCCAUUUGGGCCGUGAACAAUCUCGACGAGAUGAUUUGGAAGCUCUUGGCCAUGUAUUCAUGUACUUUCUACGUGGUGGCCUACCAUGGCAAGGUUUAAAGGCUGCGACGAAUAAGCAGAAAUACGAGAAGAUUGGCGAGAAGAAGCAAACGACACCGAUCAAGGACCUGUGCGAAGGAUUCCCGGAUGAGUUCAGCAAGUACCUGACCUACGUGAGGAAUCUUGGUUUCGAAGAUACCCCCGACUACGAUUAUCUGCGCGAGCUGUUCACCCAGGCUUUGAAGAACACCGGCGAGGUAGAGGACGGUGAAUACGACUGGAUGAAGAUCAGCAAGGAAUCGUCCAAGGGCUGGGAUGCUAUGCAUAAGCCGGGUCCUUACCAUAACCCCAACAAACAGCCGGGCAUAUCUGCUCGAGAGUUACACAACCAAUCUCGCGUUAACACACCUGGCGGCCUCACUCACGAGCGUUUAAACGCCGCGCAGCCCCCACCUCCGUCUCCAGCAACCAAGAUGGACCAGCGCCGGCAAAACGCCCUCGGCGCCAAAGGAGCCCAGCGAGGUAGCGCGGUGGGGGGACUAAGGGAUAUGAGUACACCAACACCUUCGACUCAAGCCCAAUUUCAAAACAGCAACCAAAACUUGCCUACGAGGAUGGGGCCACAGGCCAACUUAGGAUCACCGGCAGCUGGUCCGGGACGAUCAUCGGAACCUCAACCGACGGGAUUCCAAAAGUUCAUGAAGGUGCUUUGCUGCGGUUAGUCUGGACACCAGCCACUACACCUUAAACACUGGCUAAUGGUAUUCUAGGUUAAAUACGUCUUAUCAUGGCAUGCUAGCGAUUUCAUAUAGAUUAGAGACGUUACUGGAUGAUGUUCCCUGCGCCGAUUUAUACU
This is a messenger RNA of Hypoxylon trugodes, 1582 nucleotides long. Its product is annotated as casein kinase I. The coding region runs from base 120 to 1448 and encodes 442 amino acids. Gene Ontology annotation, cellular component: nucleus; cytoplasm. The transcript is spliced from 4 exons. NCBI's taxonomy places the organism in Eukaryota, Fungi, Ascomycota, Sordariomycetes, Xylariales, Hypoxylaceae. Gene Ontology annotation, biological process: endocytosis; peptidyl-serine phosphorylation; signal transduction. Gene Ontology annotation, molecular function: protein serine/threonine kinase activity; ATP binding. The record is from RefSeq and is a predicted model, not a curated record.